Molecule: messenger RNA, 1234 nt
Organism: Papaver somniferum (opium poppy)
Lineage: Eukaryota; Viridiplantae; Streptophyta; Magnoliopsida; Ranunculales; Papaveraceae
Product: ras-related protein RABH1b
Exons: 6
Coding region: 288-914 (208 amino acids)
Molecular function (GO): GTPase activity; GTP binding
Source: RefSeq, a predicted model, not a curated record
CUGCGCAUGUACACACGCAGAAGUUGCCACUAUUUUUGUAAAUUUGUAUUCGAAGAAAAGCAGAUCUUUAAAAACCAUUUAAAACCUUCAAUUCAAUUCUUCUUCUCUCUCUUUUCUUUCUCUCUCUAACAGAUCCCCCAAAUAAUUUCAAUCUCGAGAGAGAAAGAAUUUGAUUUCUACACAGAGAGAAGCAAAUUCAAAUUUUCAAUUUCUUCCAUUUCAAACGAGUUUGUUCGACGAUCUCUUUUUCUUGGUGUUUUGAUUGAUUUGAAGAUAAAUCAAUAAUAAUGGCUCCAGUUUCAGCUCUUGCGAAAUAUAAGUUGGUGUUUUUGGGAGAUCAAUCUGUUGGUAAAACCAGUAUUAUUACUCGUUUUAUGUACGAUAAAUUCGAUAAUACAUACCAGGCUACUAUUGGUAUCGAUUUUCUAUCUAAGACAAUGUACCUUGAAGAUCGAACAGUCCGACUGCAACUUUGGGAUACUGCUGGCCAGGAGAGAUUCAGAAGUCUCAUUCCCAGUUACAUCAGGGAUUCCUCUGUUGCCGUCAUUGUUUAUGAUGUUGCAAGCCGGCAGUCUUUCCUAAACACUUCAAAGUGGAUUGAGGAGGUUCGAACUGAGCGUGGUAGUGAUGUUAUUAUUGUCCUUGUUGGAAACAAGACAGAUCUUGUGGACAAAAGGCAAGUCUCAAUAGAGGAAGGAGAGGCUAAAGCUCGUGAGCUCAAUGUUAUGUUUAUCGAAACCAGUGCUAAAGCUGGCUUCAACAUAAAGGCUCUUUUUAGGAAGAUUGCAGCUGCAUUGCCAGGAAUGGAAACUCUUUCUUCAACAAAAAACGAAGACAUGGUUGAUGUGAACUUGAAGUCAACUAAUGCAAGCAAUAACCAGUCACAACCCCAGGGUGGAGGAUGUGCUUGUUAAUCAACUCACAAGUCUUACUUGCAAUACUCGUAAUGGCCCUUCUUUCUCUUUUCGUUGCUUUAUCGACUUUUGAUCUACUUCCCCGUACCAUCUGUAAAGGUUUGAACUUUUUUUUUAGGGUCUUUCUUUUCCUAGUCCUUUUGGUAUAGUUAGCCAUCUGUAGCUAACUCCCUUUUGCUAUAUAUUCAAAAGAAAAAAAAGACAUUAGGGGGAACCCAACCGAGGUAGUUGGUGGACAACGUGGUCCUUCGAGUCUGUUUGUAUUAAGAUUUUUUAAGAACAAAUUAAUAGAGUUUUUAGUAAGUCAAUUUUACAUUUGA